Molecule: messenger RNA, 2883 nt
Organism: Suillus subalutaceus
Lineage: Eukaryota; Fungi; Basidiomycota; Agaricomycetes; Boletales; Suillaceae
Product: kinase-like domain-containing protein
Exons: 7
Coding region: 431-2674 (747 amino acids)
Biological process (GO): signal transduction; peptidyl-serine phosphorylation
Cellular component (GO): cytoplasm; nucleus
Molecular function (GO): protein serine/threonine kinase activity; ATP binding
Source: RefSeq, a predicted model, not a curated record
GUAAAAUGCCUCAUGCUUUUGUUGUCGCAAAAUUGAUACCCCAGCGUUCAGCUAAUUGGACAUCUGGCUAUGGAAUCUUAAAAGCCACUUCCUUAGCAACUCGCCCUUUUCUAGCGCUGCGGAUCUCGCGCACCGACAUCGGGUAUGAUGGUGACCAUUGGUGUGAAGGAGAUUCUGUGUUUGCUAUAUCACCUCAGAAGCCAAUCGGAGUGAAUGAGGGGUGCUACUUUGCUCUUGGAUCAUCACUGGACGAAGGUAGCAGGAUGCUGCAUGUUGAGCCCCCUUUACAUCCAGAAGGGGGGUACUCUCUAUGUCCAUACAUUUCCAAAGCUUCUAGAACAUUUCGAACUCGAGCCGCCAGUCUCUGUGGCUUAUCUCCCGCAUCGACUUGAAGAAUCUAGUUACCUCACCUUCUGUCGUUCGGUCUUGGAUGACUAUGACAAAAUCCUGCAAGAAAAAAUACACGAAUGAGCCGGAUGAACGCUCAUCUGGUGGUAGCGAACCGGUGGGGGACGGAUGGUAUAAGUGGAAACCCUAUGAACAGACGGAAGGGGCGCUCAAACAAAAUGGGUACGUUUUCGAAUAUUUGGAACCACAGAGUUUCGACUUGUCUGCUGUCGAACCACCAUCCAUUUAUCAAGACUUACUUCUGUAUAACCAACUUACUGCAGACUACUCAUGGAUGGGUGUAACUGUUGCUGUGAAUUGGGCUUUGAAGUGGAGAAAUUUUGAUCGUGUGCAUGAAGCUCGACGGAGCAGCCUCCUCCUGCCGGAUUCCUCGUUUAGUGGGAAUGUACCGACCUUCGACGAAAAUAUCAAGGAACCUGCUCUAUUACUCUGGUCGAUAAAGGUUCCCUUUGACGGUGACCCCCCUACAAGUCCUCCAUCGUCAGAUAGUUGGACCUUUGAUAGUGACUCGGAGCCCUGUGGUGAGCUCGACCUCGUCCCAGACUACAUGUCUCCUGUGUCCGCUCCGUCCACCAGAGUUAUUGUUUUUGACCUCUUUGGUACCAUCUUAGAUCGUGACGGUGCCAUAAAUGACGCUAUGCGUCUUCUAUCGCCCACGCAUCCCGACAGACACCGACUGUCUGAAUUGUAUCUCGAAUGCGAACUUAUGAGACACAGAGACAACUCUGACGCACCAUAUACUACCAUCGUGCAGCAAGCUCUGGAGGAUGUCUGCAUUUUUCUAGAAGUGCCGCUGAGCGAAGUCGUACUCCGCGAAGCUGUCCAGGCUAUACUGCAACCUGGUUUAUAUGCAGAUGCAGAAGCAGCUGUAGGGAUGUUCCUGGAUCAGGGUCACGCGCUGAUUGGUCUUCCGAUCCCGGACGCGAAGUCAUUUUCACUUCCCCAACUUCCAUCUGGUCUCAAUAUUGACGAUGAACCUGCGCCCCUUUCGAACCUCUUUAGCCAAAACCAUUCCACAUUUUCGAGCUUCUUGGAGCGCUGUCGCUCAGCAUGCAGUACCGCAGAAAAGAACCAAGUUCUUGUAACGACAGCCAGUUGUCAUCAAGUGAUGGAACCGGCAAGCAUGGCAGGUUUCCCAACGGUUCUUGUUCGACGUCCUGGAGACCUGGGAUCGAGAGUCGACCUCAGGACAAGUCACCCCACCCUAUUGAUAGACGGAUUGCAAGCUCUACCGGUAAAGCUGCAAAACACCUCGCUUGUCCAUUGUCCUUCACCGCCUCGGAUGCAACCACCUAUUGGCUCUCUAAUGCCAUUGCGCGUCCGUGGCAUGUAUCAGAUGACGAAAUCGCUUGGAAUGGGAAGCUCUGGACGUGUGACGAGUGCUUUCCAUGUUCUCACAGGCUCAGAAGUUGCACUCAAAUCAGGGACUGCAUCGGAGGACACACCAGACAUGCCUUGCGUAGUGCGUUACGAAGCUCUGGUGUAUAGCCUCCUGCGCGGUCACCCAGGCAUACCAUCAUGUAAAUGGAGUGGUCUAGAACAAGGAUCAUAUGUCUUGAUUCUCGAACAACUAGGUGCGAAUCUCGAACAGCUCCGCAGACUGUCCAGGGGCGAGCUUCCUUGGAAAACCGUAGUUAUGCUCGGAGUCCAAAUGUUCAACAGAAUCGAAUUCGCCCAUUCGCGAGGAGUCAUCUUGCGGGACAUCAAGCCUGGAAAUUUCGCGAUGGGCGUCGGGGAAAAGUCUCACAUCGUCUAUCUAUUCGACUUUGGUUUGGCGAAACUUUACGUUGACCCAUCCACAGGAGCACAUAUACCAUACCGUGAAGACCGCGUUGCAUUGGGGACCAUGCCGUAUUUGAGCUACAAUGUGGAUUUCGGACGAGAACAAGGACGGCGAGACGAUCUUGAAGCAUUGGGUAACGUCCUACUAUAUCUAUUACAUGGCCGUCUGCCCUGGGAAGAUAUCUACGCACAAAGCAAAGAGGCCCAAUUGCGUCGAAUUGGUGAGAUGAAAGCUGGAUCAGCAUUUCGUGACCUGCUUGCGCGUUCUCCAUCUGAGUUCACAACGUACUUCGAUCACUGCCGUGGUUUGAAGUUCGAAGAUAAGCCGAACUACGCGUUGUUAAGACAGUUGUUCAGCCAGAUAAUGGAGAGGGAAGGGUGGGCGGGAGAUGCGAGGUUUGAUCCACUGGAUGGAAGUUCCGACAAAGGUACACUGGUGCCCGAAGAGUAUAAGUUCGAUGCCCGAUUACAAAGGGAGAUUUGACCACGCUACAGGUCAUGAUCCCUCGCUCUCUUUGGCUGAGAAAGAAAGCCUCGAGACCGUAAAGGUAAAGGAGAAAGUCAGACGUCCCGUAUUGGACUUGAAUUCCGCUGCGUUCAACUAACUCAACUCACCUGCUCACAACAUCACGAUGUAUAUAUACUAGCUAUCACGAAUAUUAGGUCGCACGAUGGCUGUCGUAGCGGUAAAAC